Ruditapes philippinarum (Manila clam) is the source of this 4738-nucleotide messenger RNA. Its product is annotated as etoposide-induced protein 2.4 homolog. The coding region runs from base 669 to 1682 and encodes 337 amino acids. Gene Ontology annotation, biological process: macroautophagy. Gene Ontology annotation, cellular component: endoplasmic reticulum. The transcript is spliced from 10 exons. The record is from RefSeq and is a predicted model, not a curated record. Lineage: Eukaryota; Metazoa; Mollusca; Bivalvia; Venerida; Veneridae.
UAGUGUUUUCAAAUGAAUAUUAAUUUUAUACUGUGUCAAUCUAUAUUCAUGCAUAUUGUAAUUGGUUGAGUUCAAUUGGGCAACCAUUUUCACAACUUGUUGAACAAUUUUCAAAACAUAUUUAUAUGUUUAUUAUGGGAUAAAUAAUAAAUUUUAAUUUAAACAAUGAAUUUAUAAAAUACACAAAAAAAACAACAUUUUACAGCAGCAUCUAUUUGUAGUCAUUUACUAUAUUAAACACAUGUACAUAUGAUUCUAGAAAUGGUAACACUGUUGCUAUUUAGGUACAUGCACCACAGCUGUAAUAAAAGCCGUCCGUGUAAACAUCAUUUAUAUAUUGACUUUUGCAUAUUUCACAAGUUAUUUUCUUUUUAUAUUUACUAAAGAUGGCAAAUAAACAAUAUUAUCAUAACAAAGAAAUUGGUUACAACAACUCUAAUUUUGUAUCAAUUAACCUUAAUUGCCUUUAUCAUGAUCACGAGGUGUUAAAAACAUAUGUCGCCGACUGUCACUUAUUUAGAACAUGUCAACCAGCAACAUUUUGUCUUUUUGUGUUCGACAGAAAAGGUGUGAUUUUCGCCAUAUUUCUGCCAGAGGGGCCAGAGCUCAGGUUGGAGAGAUCGAGCGAUUGGUUUUUGAGCCAUCCAAGGUGAAAGGUAAAGACGAGAAUGGCAGACACAUUUCAAGACAUCUGUUGGGGUGUGAUAAGAGGCUUUCAGGAUGCAGUGUUAGGAUCAAUGAAGAUAUUUAAAUUAGAUUCUGAACAAGUGGAGGGAAAGGAACAGCAACAAAAGUUAACCACACUAGCUAGACGUAGAGCUGAAAAACAGAAACAAACUAAUAAAACGGAAAAGAAGGAAAGUGAACCAAAAGUAACACAUAGGAUAUUUCAGUGUUGUGCUUGGAAUGGUGGUGUUUUCUGGAUGAGCAUAUUGCUGUUUAACUAUGUGUUACUGCCUGGCCUGCAUCAGAUGACUUCACUUAUAUCAGGUUCAACAGAAACUGGUCUGAUCUGGUCAUGGAUGGGACCUAUGUUAACAUGGACAUUCAGCGCCCUCUGGAUUCUACCUCUGUUUGUCCUCAGUAAAAUUGUCAACUGUUUCUGGUUUGCAGACAUAGCAGAUGCUGCCUAUAGGAAGGUAAGAGGCCGUCCACAGUUACCCAACAUCAGUAUUUUCAUAGCAGAUAUGAUGUUUAGUCUCGUGAUACAGAUAUUCUUCCUUCUACAGGGGACAGCGGCCAGUUUUUUACCGUUGCCAGCUGUAGGUCAAGUGAUAAGUGUUCUUCACAUGAGUUUACUGUAUUCACUGUACUCGUUCGAGUAUAAAUGGAUAAAUAUGGGAUGGGAAUUACAUAAAAGACUGUCUCAUAUAGAGCUAAGCUGGCCGUAUUUCUUUGGGUUUGGAUUGCCAAUGGCGGUGCUGACAGCUUUACCAUCUUCUCUUGUUGUCAGCGGCUGUGUGUUUUCUAUAUUGUUCCCAGUGUUUAUCAUCAGUGCCAAUGAAGCUCAAGAUGCUCAACAACAAUUCAUGAUUCCAUUGAGAUUGUUCGCCCCUGUAGUAUCGUUGACUAACACACUGUUUCAUAUUACCACCAAGGGCAGUGAAUCCACCUCCACUCCUGCCAACAGACCGAUGACGACGCGUCAGUCUCGCACACAGGAGAACGUUACGUUCAGAUGACACCAGUAAUUAUUGGCGGCCAUUUUAAUGCAAUAUACAUUAUAAAUUAUUCCAAAUAUGUUGUUAACAUGUUGAGUAUUGUGUGUAUUAAGUAUGAGGAUCACACAUCAAGAUAUGUCAAAACUCUAGAGUGGUAUGGUGAUUUGUUGAUACUAACAGCUAAUGAGUCUAAAUACUUUUAUUUGCUCACCUGAAUUUCAAAUAAGGCACUCAAAAUUAACAGAGUUUCCUUGUCAGAAAGUAUGAAUUGCAAUUUAUAUUGAAUUGUGUUUUAACAUGUUAUUUUUGUAUGAAUUUGUAAAAGGCUCAUUAUACCUCAUUAAUGCUAUCACUUUUUAUUUCUCAAAAACUUUUUAUUUUUGUUAUCUUGUUACAGUUUUCAAAAAAUACAGAAUACAUGAAAUAUCUUUAGCUUCUUUUGCUCUUUUUGGCAAUUAGUGAAUUAGUAUUUUGUAUGGAAGUCAAAGUACUAAUUUGUAUACAUUUUGCUACCUUUACGACACAUAACUGCACAUUAAGCGCUACUUUUUUAGUUACGGUAUUACAGAUCUAUUAUGCUCUUAUUCCAUUGUUAGGACAUUAUUAAACACAUGUUUGACAUUUGUAAAUUUCUUGAAUUUAAAGAUAUGGAUUUCUGAAGCAUAAUAUGCGUUUCAUUUUUCGUUUUUAUGUUAUUGAUAUCCAAGCAAUUCAUAUUUUCUAUACUUAGGAUCAAAUAGGUCCCAAAUGACUCAUUAAGUUAUGUUACCUGUUUAAUCCUAAAAUCCAAUUUUAGCACCUGCUUCAAUGUACAACUAUUUUUGAAAUUGUUGCCAUAGUUAUGUGUGAUAUAAAAUGCAUGCAAAAAAUAAUUGUGGACCUGUUAUGAGUUAGUCUGGUGAAAAUCUAAACAAUGUAGUAGAAUUUUACUAAAUAUGCUUUUAUGUGUUAGUUUAUAUUUUGAGUUAUCUUAAAGGGACUCGACUGAGGUUGUUUGUCAUGAUGGGACUGGAUAUGAUUUUUACAGAUUUUUUUACAGUAACUUGUAUGCAAAAUUUCAGAUCUUUGGCUCACUCUGUUUUUCCAGAAUGAUUAUUCUAAUUAUGAAAAAUGACACAAAAUUGAAAACGCUUAAAACUCAAUUCGACCAAAGAAUAGCACAAAAAUGUAAUUUUCAAUUAAUUUUCUGAGUAUUUUCCUUAAUUAUCUUUAGCAUAUUUUUCUGUUUAAGUGCCCUAGCUGAUCUAUGUAAGAAAUUCAAAUUUUGUUUUUAGACUUUUGGACCUCAGUGGAGUUCCUUUAAAAUUGACUCUUUACUUUUUUCAAAUUGUUUUGGUGAUUUAUAUUAUUAUUCCUGAAUUUUAUCCGAUGUAAAUUCAUUUUUGGUUGCAUAUCAGCAAUUUUUAACACAUAACAUAUACUGUCUAUAAGUGUUUUAUGUCCGAUAUUAUCAAUGUAAGUUUCUUAUAGCUAUGAAAAUAGCAUAAGGAUCAUAUUUUUGGGGUUUUUUUUGUCUAUCACAAAGCCAAGGGUAUUCAUCCGGCAGUAAAAUAGCCUAAAUAAGGAAGAGAAACUAAACUUUGAGAAAAAUGAACUAAAAUUUUCAGAAAAGUAUAAAUAUUCUCGAGUGAUGAUUUACUUGUUGACUUUGUGGUAUUAACUGCAAAAUCAGUCAUUAUACAUUUUUUUCUUAAAAUCUUAGCACAUGAAGUUAGAUUUUCUUGAAAUAUACAUGUAUUUAAGCUUAUCUGGAGGCAUGCAGUUUUAAUGUAUAACAAUUUUCCAUGACAAUCAAGUUAGUUCAUUAUGGAAACAUUAUGAUAUAUCAAAAAGAGCUACAUCCAUGAAUGUAAUUAUACACACAUCAAUGUAGUGUAAUAACAUAUCCAAACAUUUUAAAACCUGAGCAAAAUUAAUACAACUAAACCUAUAGGGAAUGGGAUGGUUAUAGCCAUUAUGUAGGUACCUGCUUAACUUACGUUACAGUAUACAGUAACUAGUAAUUUUAUUAUUUGUUCUGUGGCAGAACAUUUGUUUUAUUGGUUAAAGAUAAAUAUGGAAUGUAAGAUAAAUUUUGAUAACAUAUUGCAUAUCUAUUAUAGUAUACUAACAAUUAAAAAAACUAUUCCUGGACGAUAUAAACAAUGUUAAUGUAUUCAGCUCUUGUAUGUUUCUUUUCUUUCUUUUAGAAAAACAUGUUGAAAUGUUUCUAAUAGAAUAUUUUUGUUUGUUUGUUUGUUUUUGGGGUAAUUUAUGGAUUGUUUUAUAAUUUUCUAUAUGUAAGAAAGCUUAUGUGGAUUAAGGAGUUCUCAGUUCUGAUUUCAUUUUCCUGACAUCAUCUGACCUUUAAACCUUACAAUGCUAUAUCAAAAAUAUACAACAUCCAUUGCCACCAGUAUAGAUCUAAGCCAGUCUACACAUCUUUGCAGUCUGAUCACCCUUUUACUAUCACAGACCUAUUUCAAACUUUCAACCUGACAUCCCUAAAAUGAUAAUGAAAAGUUCCAAAUCUGCAAGCUGGACAAGUCCAUUUAAGAAAUUCAGUAGGAUAAUAAGAGUAAAUAUACAACCAUUGUAACUGAAUAGAUCAAGAUCAAACUGGAAGCAGCUCAUCAAAAAUCAAACUUAAUACAAUUGUAUUGAGAAAAGUAUAAAUAUUCACAAGAAAAUUUAACACUUACAGGUUACUGUGUUAAGUUGUUAACAACACGGAAAUAUUGAUGAUUUUCCCAAAAUGAUGAAAAUCGGGAACAUUUCCCCUAGCGUAAUUAUCAACCAACAUAUCAUUAAAUUCUACCAUUGCACAAUUCGCCAAUAUUUCCUCCCGCCAAAUAUCUGAAAUUUUAAAUUUGCUAACUUUCCGACACAAGGAAGAAUAUUGUACAUACAUUUUUUUCCAAAUUUGAAGUUUGAAUCACAUUGUAUUUGUAGACUGUAGAUGAUUUUACAGUAUAGAUUGUAAAGUUGACGAUGUUUUUAAUGUAAGCCUAUUUGAUUCCAUAUGAUAUUUUUAACAGCUUAAUUAACAUUUUUUGUUUUAUAUGAAAUAGAAAAUAAAAGUGAUUUGUUUUGUUUUA